Botrytis deweyae is the source of this 1011-nucleotide messenger RNA. RefSeq lists its product as uncharacterized. NCBI's taxonomy places the organism in Eukaryota, Fungi, Ascomycota, Leotiomycetes, Helotiales, Sclerotiniaceae. Bases 1 to 1011 code for a protein of 336 amino acids. The transcript has a single exon. The record is from RefSeq and is a predicted model, not a curated record.
AUGACCACAUCAAUUUCCUCCUCCUCGUCCGAGGAACUCAAAUUCUAUAUCCACCCCCAAGAAACCAUCUCCGAAACUCUAAUUCCAAGUCUCUACGAACAUCUCCCAUACAGUAAUCCCAUAUACAGUCGAAUGCUCGCUCCCCACAACACACCUUCCAGACACUGCCUCUUCGCCGCCACAUUUCCUCCACACUCUCCCAUUCCCGAGCUCUACACCAUCCUCUUCUCCGAUCGAUCCCGCAAAACCGAAUCUCAGAUCUGGGUCUUCAAUCCUCUGAUCACGCCUUCCUACGCACAGCCUCUCUCCAAUGAACAUGCAUCUCUUCUCUCCACACAUCUCAAACACGCCCUCGUGUUCUUGAAAAAUACCGAAAUCCCCCAAGCUCCCGGAUUCCCUUUCGACCCCAUCCUCAAAUUCGCAUGUUUGCAUGAAGUCAUCACAAACUCUCUUACAUCUCUCUCAUCCCAAACAUCAACAUCAACAUCAACAUCGAUAUCCGCACCACUAAUCCCCUACCACACUCGCUGGAAUCUCUACCUCAUCCGCACAGCACCCACCCCCAAUCACCCAGCACUCCCACCCCCAGUCUCCCUCACCACCUCCCGCGUCCCAGCCUCCUACCUCAACCUCGUAAUCUCCACCUCUGCCAUCCCCCGCGAACGGUCCACGCUCCUCGCACAACCUUCCCUCUGUCUCCUCACCCCGGAGUCCGAAAUGGUCGCAUGGGCUUUCAUAGGUAUUGACGGCAUGCUCGCAACCCUCUACGUUCUUCCUUCUCACCGUGGUCUCAGUCUCGCUACUUAUGUUGCCCGCGAACUUAUUCGUCGUUUCGGGCUGGGAGAAUUUGCGGAUUUGGGUUUUAGUGGGUCAAGUGGCUUGGUACAUUCGGAUGUCAAGGAAGGGAAUGCAGGAAGUGAGGGGGUGAUGAAGGCGUUGGGAGGAAAGAGGAGUUGGGAGAGUAGUUAUCUUUCGGUUGAUUGCGCGGUGGUGGAUGAGGUUUGUGGAUGA